GGAAAGCGAGAGAGACGGAAGUGAAUUUGCCUUUGCUCAGUGCGUGCGGCAAUCCCAAUCACUCCCUCCUCCUUCUCCUCCCUCUCUUGCUGGGAAAAUGGCCGGGUCAGGCAGUAGGGGCAAUGGCAAUGAAUUGUAUGAAAUACUCGGCGUACCCAAAUCUGCCUCGGAUACGGACAUAAAGAAGGCAUAUCGCAAACUUGCCAAGGAAUUCCAUCCCGAUAAAAAUCCAGACGCCGGCGAUAAAUUUAAAGAAAUCUCCUUUGCCUACGAUGUUUUGUCCGAUGCCAAGAAACGUCAGAUUUAUGACAGAUGUGGAUUGCAAGGCCUUCAAGAAAGUGGAGGGGAGGGACCAGGGUUCGGUGGUCAUGACAUAUUUUCUCAACUUUUUGGAGGGGGUCUGUUUGGAGGGAUGGGAGGCAUGGGGGGGAUGGGAGGCCGCCGGUAUCAAGGGGAGGACACCAUACAUCCCCUAAAGGUUUCUCUUGAAGAUCUGUAUAAGGGCAAAACAUCCAAGUUGCAGCUUAGUAAAAAUAAAAUCUGCUCAGCAUGCAAAGGGAAAGGCUCAAAAUCCGGUCAAAGUUAUCAAUGUCGUGGCUGCAGGGGUAAUGGAUACAAGAUUCAGUUCAAGCCCAUUGUGGGAGGCAUGUCAGCCCAAGUAAAUGUGAAGUGUACAGACUGUAGUGGGGAAGGUCAGACAAUUCCAGAAGGUGAGAAGUGUGGUGUCUGCCGGGGUAAGAAAGUUGUUAUUGAAACAAAAAUCUUAGAAGUUAAUAUCACAAAAGGUAUGGAAGAUGGUGCCCGUAUCACAUUCUGGGGCCAAGGAGAUGAGCAGCCUGGUAUGGAGGUAGGAGAUGUUGUCAUAGUUUUGCAACAAAAGCCACAUGAAAAAUUCCAGCGGUCGGAUUGCGAUCUAUUCAUGACGCAUACAAUAACUCUCACUGAAGCACUUUGUGGCUUCCAAUUCCUAGUGAAACAUCUUGAUGGUCGAGAUAUAGUGGUUAAACACCCCGCCGGUCAAAUUAUUAAACCAGGUGAUGUUAAAGGUAUUCCAAAUGAAGGUAUGCCAUUGCCCAAGAGUCCUUUUGAGCAUGGCAACUUGUUUAUCAAAUUUGAUGUUUCAUUCCCAAGUAAUAACUUUGCUGAUAUUGAAAAAUUAAAGAUGCUUGAAGGAGUUCUUCCUCCUCGACCUGAUUUCACCAUGCCUUCUGGUGAACAUGUGGAAGAAGUCUGUCUUCAGGAAUAUGAUCCAAAUGAUAGAAGGAGCCAUGGAACAUCAAGAGGGGAUUCAGACGACGAGGAAGGAAACACAUCAAGGAUUCAAUGUCCAGCUCAGUGAUGUUAUUUUAUCUUUAUUAGCUACAUGGUCAGCUAAAAUAUGUGUUAUGGUAAAACGCGAGUCGUUUUUUAAUCUGUUUUGGCUGAAUCUUUUAAUCACAUUUACAUGGAUAAAAUGCACGUUGUGCUGAAAUGACACUGACCCAAGCUGAAGUUCAAAAUGGCCUUAAAUUUUGAGUACUUACAGAAUCAUUCGUGUUUUUUUUUUCUUUUUAGCUAUUUCUGCCCUAUAUCUUAAUUAAAAAUUAACUCUCCAAUUCCGAUUGAGGCCAUUUUGGAGUUUAGUUAGUUCUUUGUGCAAAUAUUCAAAUAUAGUUGACCUUUCAUUUGAUGUUAGACAUCAAUUUUCAGCUCACAGCUAAUGCUUUAAUUUAUACUCCAGAGAUUUAUUUUUAAAUAAAUUUUUGAAUUAUUGAAGUCAGGGAAGUUAAUCCAUGUGAUGCCUAUUGAAUGUAGUAGUUUGCAAAGUUACCCCUAUGCCACUGUGUUGUAAGUUGUUGCAUUCUCUGAUGUACAAUAUAGUACAUUCAGUGAUCUUGCAACUAGAACUGGAUUUUGCUUUCAAAGGCUACAAACCAAAAUUAUUCAAAACCUCUGAAUCAUUGAAAUCAUGUGCUGUAAGAUUCGUUGGAGAACACAUAGCUUGAAAACUAUUUCAGGGUCAGGGGAGGCUUCUAAUUAGUUGAAAUUUUAGACUAAUAUUAAAUGUAAUCUUUGGGCUGAAACAUCACUGCCCAAUUGACUUAGAGCUGAGCUUGAUAAUCUGUUGCCCUGAUUUCUGUGACGCUGUAAAGUAUGUGUGAGGCCAACAACACUAUCUUGUACCACUAUGGUAUAUUUUGUGUGCGUGUGUGUGAAUAUGUGGUGCAAGUUUGAAUGUUAUCUUAUGUUAAAGAAGACAUUGGGUUUUCCCCUCAUUUGUUUAAAAAUAUAAUCAUUGAUAGUGUGGCUGCGUUCAUGGAAAACUGAAGGCACAUAUGUGUAUCAUUAUUGGUUAGGGAUGGUACUGCCAAAGUACACGUAUUAGUUUUAUGCUCUAAUAGUAAUUCAUAUUGCAAUUUUUUUCAUACUUGUUAUUCUUUAAAAAAUUUAGACCUCUUUUUGUCUCAGAAACUCGUAAGUUCGGAUUAUGACUGAGAAUUGCAAAACACUUUGAAAUUGUUUCUGGCAAGACUGAGGGUGUUCACAAUUUUUCAUGAUAGCUAUAGUAUUGCAACCAGUGCAGUGAUUGGUGGGCAUUUUGGUGAGUGACAUUUAAUUUGUGAUCUUUAUUGAGUGAAUUUAAGAAUGUAAGCCAACAAUCCUAUUGAUGAACAGAACCAAUAAAAGUAAGUGGGAUGGUUGUUAAUACAACUACAAACGCGAAGGAA
Messenger RNA from Frankliniella occidentalis (western flower thrips), 2708 nucleotides. Its product is annotated as dnaJ homolog subfamily A member 2. The record is from RefSeq and is a predicted model, not a curated record. The transcript is spliced from 8 exons. NCBI's taxonomy places the organism in Eukaryota, Metazoa, Arthropoda, Insecta, Thysanoptera, Thripidae. Bases 98 to 1339 code for a protein of 413 amino acids. Gene Ontology annotation, cellular component: cytoplasm; cytosol. Gene Ontology annotation, biological process: protein refolding; response to heat. Gene Ontology annotation, molecular function: ATP binding; Hsp70 protein binding.